UAAUGCACCUGAAGUUGUUUUCCAACCGGUGAAGAGGGAAACCACCUGAGCAUGCGCAAUGCUGAUUUACAGGGGCAUGAUCCUUACGUUGUGCUGUCGAUAAUCAGCAACAUCUUCUCUGAGUGCCUGUCCAGUGUCAGCUGGGCAACGCCUGUGGGUUUCUGAGUGAUUGAGCCCAUUACCUUGCAAAGAUGGAUUUCCAGCAUCGAGCUGGAGGGAAGACGGGGAGCGGUGGGGUGGCCUCCUCCUCUGAAAGUAACCGGGACAGACGAGAGCGGUUACGCCAGCUGGCCCUGGAGACUAUUGACAUCAAUAAAGACCCCUACUUUAUGAAAAAUCAUUUAGGGUCAUACGAGUGCAAACUUUGCUUGACUCUUCAUAACAAUGAGGGCAGCUACUUGGCUCACACACAAGGAAAGAAACAUCAGACCAACUUGGCCCGGAGAGCAGCCAAAGAGGCAAAAGAAGCUCCUGCCCAGCCAGCUCCUGCCAAAGUGAAAGUUGAGGUCAAGAAGUUUGUCAAAAUUGGUCGACCGGGAUACAAAGUAACCAAACAGAGGGACUCGGAGACCGGACAGCAGUCCCUACUUUUCCAGAUUGACUACCCAGAGAUCGCUGAAGGAAUCGGACCCAGGCAUCGUUUUAUGUCUGCUUACGAGCAGCGCAUCGAGCCCCCUGAUCGCCGUUGGCAGUACCUGCUUCUGGCUGCUGAACCCUACGAGACCAUUGCAUUUAAGGUCCCGAGUAGAGAAAUUGAUAAAGCAGAAAACCGCUUCUGGACCCACUGGAACAGAGAAACUAAACAGUUCUUCCUACAGUUCCACUUCAAAAUGGAGAAAGCUAUUUCCCAGUCCAGCGGACCCCCACCUCCUGUUGGUGUGAAGCGUCCUCCUCCUCUCAUGAGUGGACAUCGCCAGCCAAACGAUAAUAUGCCCCCUCCCCCGCCAGGAGGGAUGCCCCCUCUCCCACCUGGUGCCCCCGGUAACCCCCAUAUGCCCCAUCAGAUGCCCAUGCCCCCCAUGCCAAUGAGGCCGCCUCCUCCUGAGAGCCUCAUGUCUAAUAAUUGAUUCCCUACCAGCAGAUCGUGAUUGCUUUCAAUGACGUUGAAAGUCUACAUCUAGUCGAUUUUUAUACAUUUGUUUGAUUUAUGUAAAUGUGUAGGGCAGCCCGUAUGACCCCACUGUUUUGUAUAAAUGCUCACUUUCUGGACGUGGAGCUAUGAUUGAGAAUAGCUCACCUUUGAACAUUCUGUUUUUUGUAAUUAAAUUCUUUGGUGAAAAAACA
Molecule: messenger RNA, 1284 nt
Organism: Notothenia coriiceps (black rockcod)
Lineage: Eukaryota; Metazoa; Chordata; Actinopteri; Perciformes; Nototheniidae
Gene: sf3a2
Product: splicing factor 3a, subunit 2
Exons: 8
Coding region: 192-1067 (291 amino acids)
Biological process (GO): spliceosomal complex assembly
Cellular component (GO): catalytic step 2 spliceosome; U2-type prespliceosome; U2 snRNP
Molecular function (GO): nucleic acid binding; zinc ion binding
Source: RefSeq, a predicted model, not a curated record